Molecule: messenger RNA, 1913 nt
Organism: Blepharisma stoltei
Lineage: Eukaryota; Ciliophora; Heterotrichea; Heterotrichida; Blepharismidae
Source: the annotation of a GenBank genome assembly
AUGUCAAACCUUGAUCUCUCCUAUAUGCAUGGCAAGUCUCGCUUAUUAGAAAGCGAAAGUGACCGCCUCCAACGAGAAGUCGAUAACUUCACCCACAAGUUAGAGCAGCAACGUCGAAGAAACGCCAGCUUAGACGAACAAGUCGGCCACAUGUCCAAAGAAGUCCGAGCCAAAAAAGACGAGCUCCAAGCUAAGCUUCCUUCAGUAAAAGAAGAAAGGCGGCUUGAAGUAAAAAUAAGGACCCUUGAAAGCAACCUGCAGCAAGAAAUGGUCAAGCUUAACGACAUGCAGUCCAAAAACAAAGAGCUGAGAGAAAAAAUCAAUGUCCUCAGACGUGAAAAACAAGCCUACCUUGAAAUGUUCGACAACAUGGAACAAGAGCUCAUUGACAAAGCCCGUGAAGCUGAAAAAUGCAAUAAAGAGCACUUAGAAAGCUCAAAAGCAGAAGAAAAAUACAAGUUGAAAAUGCUGAAAUUAAAAGCAAAAGCUGAAGACGAGAUCGCCCAGCUUCAAAGCCAAUUUACAGCUAUGCAGAGUGUAAUUGAAGAAGACAGAAAAAAACAAAAUGCAGCUGUAAAAGAGAUUGCAAAUACAUUAACAAGCCCAGACGGCAAAGGAAAUAGUGAAGAUGCUGUGGAUCCUCACACAGUUUUGGAAGCUUUGUAUAAUAAAUGGUCAUAAAUAAAAUGGCAUUCGGUUCGAGAGAAAUUGGCUCUGCCAAUUUUCUCUCCCUCAUGGAAUUUUAUUUAUGGGGUUGGGUUUUCUCUCGAGAACUUCUGCACAGCAAUAGUCGUUUAACUUUGGGGAUAACCAAAGGCACGACUCCUCAGUGCACUCAAGAUUUCGAAGUUUUACCUCUCAGCACGUCCCCACGGGAGGAUGACCCUUAGGCGGAACACGCGCAGGAGCUGAGUCUGGACGAGCGACGGCAACGCGCCGGGUGAGAUGUGCGGCGAUUUAUCUGGCGACUAGCCUCAUAGAAGGCUUGGGUGUGGGCUGACCACAUAUUCCAAGAUGGCUUGGUGACGUCACUAGUUGUCGCUUUGACCCUUUUUCAUUAAAGGGGUGUGGGCACUAGACACCUUAAAAACUAUGUAACUAAGUAAGUAAGUAAGUAUAAUAAAUGGUCAUCAGCUUGUAAAGAACGCAAAAGAGUGGUGGAUCAAUACCAUAAAAACAUAAGGAUCCUAAGUGAUGCUUUUAACCAAAUCAGAGAAGCGACUGGGAUUGACGAUAUUGACGAAAUGGUCACAGCCUUUAUUAAAAGUGAAGAGCAGCAUUAUGCGCUUUAUUCUUAUGUAAACUCUUUAAAUACAGAACUUGACGGCUUAGAAGAAAGAUAUCAGUACUUAUCUAAGCAUUAUGAACAAUUACGAAACAUUUUAGAUCAAGAAAAGUCGUCAAAUAUUGCAGUGGCAACUGAGCUAAAUGACCAAAUAAGGCAACUUAAUGAAGAAAAACAGUCAACUCAAGAAGAAAUCCAGUCAUUGAAAGACGAAAUCAGCUCAAUCCAAGAGCCUGUUGAAGAAAUGAUCAAGGAAUUCGAAGAGUGCAAUUUUACCUUGGAAUUCAAUAAAAAACUGACCAGAGAUGAAGGGUUUUUGGUAAAUGAACAAAAUGUGGAGCAGUAUUUGGGAGAAUUAGAAGAGUACUUGAGCAGCCUGAUUACGCAUCUUGCCUAUGAAAAUGGGAAAAAAGGAGCUGCUUUGUCAGCGAUUUUAGCUGAUGAUCUGCCCAGUAAGACUGAUAAAGAAGUACCGAAGUUUUUAAGCGAACUUUUACAGGCUGAUAAUAUUGUGGAGGAUGUAGAGACUGAAGAAAACGUGCCACUGACGAUUAAAGAUUUUCAAGCAAAGUCAAAAGAAAUUUAUUUGGCCCGCCAGAUAAAUAAUGAUCCAAGUAAAACUAGUUAA